AUGGGCGCCAUCAUGUACAACCUAUGGACUUCGGAGACAUCAGGUCCGAGGCUGGCCACACGUCUCUUGGACGCUAUCAUCGCUAUCGUCGGUAUCAUUUGCAUAGCUACCGGAAGCCGAUACCCCGUUUAUGGGUCCAUCUGUUAUAUUAUCCUUGGAAUUGCAGCUCUUUUGUCUCUGAUAAUCUCGGCUUUCAUCUAUUCUCAAAAGCUAUUCCAUCCAGGAUUUCUCAUUCUUCCUGACUUCGCUCUUGCGGCCGUUCACUGGAUUUUCGGAAUAUCUUACGCUCUAAGCGCAAACUUUUCACAGCGAGGGGGCGUGAUAAUUGCUGUCUUUUUGCUGAUAGUGGCGGUUCUACAUACACUAUUCUUCGUUUCUGUGUGCCGCGAUACGCAUGUUCGAAGACAGAGGUCGAAUCCCACCGCCAGAACCAAAAAUGAAGCGGAGAUGGAUGUCUAG
Penicillium argentinense is the source of this 459-nucleotide messenger RNA. RefSeq lists its product as uncharacterized. Bases 1 to 459 code for a protein of 152 amino acids. NCBI's taxonomy places the organism in Eukaryota, Fungi, Ascomycota, Eurotiomycetes, Eurotiales, Aspergillaceae. The record is from RefSeq and is a predicted model, not a curated record. The transcript is spliced from 3 exons.